This is a messenger RNA of Petromyzon marinus (sea lamprey), 3472 nucleotides long. It is a transcript of the gene RAD17, whose product is annotated as RAD17 checkpoint clamp loader component. Gene Ontology annotation, biological process: DNA damage checkpoint signaling; DNA repair; mitotic DNA replication checkpoint signaling. The record is from RefSeq and is a predicted model, not a curated record. Gene Ontology annotation, molecular function: DNA clamp loader activity; chromatin binding. NCBI's taxonomy places the organism in Eukaryota, Metazoa, Chordata, Hyperoartia, Petromyzontiformes, Petromyzontidae.
ACUUGCCAUCCUUUUCAACCUCCAUGGCGAAUUUGAUGGCUGGGUGGAUGGAAUUGAUGUGGUUGAUGAAUUGGUUCAGUUUAACAGCGGAUUCCAUAACUUCAAGGAUUACAGCUUUAAAAAGCUGGAUGUUACGUGGUGCAUAUCCUACAAGAAUUGCAUUCAUACACUUUUAAAGCAUAAUAUGAAUACUUUCACAAGCUGCCAAAUAGUGUUCAUGGUAAUUUGAAUAGUUGCACUAGUUAUGGUCAUACAAUAAUGCUGGCACUAUGAUAAUGAAGAAGAAGGGAAGAGUGCAAUAUCCCAUUUUGUCUGAAUUGUUGCCUUAAAAAAUAGGUUGAGGGAGAUAUUCAUAUUUGCAGUUUUCGAAGUCAUUCCGAAAGUUAAACAGUAGAUUGUCUCAUUCGGCGUCACGGGUUGCCAACAGUAGGCUGAAUGUAAAUGUUUAAUUCAACCAGUUGUAGUAAAUAGAGCUGUUAAUAUUGAAAACAAUAGGUCUGCAUGGUAAUGCAGCUAGGUGGGAUCUCACAUGGUGGACUAAUUGCUCUGUUUUAAUAACUUUUUUGAGUUCUUGUGAAAACUUGUUGUUUAUACCUUUAGUUUGUAUGCCAUUUGUUCAUUUAAUAAUUGUUAAAAUAGGAUUUAGCCCUUGUAUAUAAUUUUAGUACAGCAUUGUGAGUUGAAAUUGACAUGGAUGAUGCUUUAUAACACGAAAUUAUGAUUGUUAUGUCAAAUGCGAGGACACAUCCAAAGGUUGUUUAAAAUGUAAAAGCAAUUAUUUGAAAUUAGACAUCUUAAUCAUUUCCGAUAUGUUGGAGACUGUUUCAUGUCAGAUACACAUUCUUAACUGCUUCAGAAUCAGAAUAUUUAUUUAUACCGAAGGAAUCCGAUGAGCUAUAAAGUGCUCUUUCACAGAUGUCCAGUAAGGGAGUCAGAACGUUACAACAACAAACAAUACAAAACACGAUAGGAGCGCACAUUAUAGCUCAAUGAAGUGGCUUAUCAUGUCCAAAGAAGCAACAUAGUUUAGACGCAUGUUUCGAAAUGUGGAGGGAAAAAACGGAGGACCCAGAAAAAAUAUCCACAUGAUCACGGGGAAAUUAUGCAAACUCUAAUUAUAUCGGCGUCAGGGUCGGGAUCGAACCCCACAUCCUGCAUGCCAGGCUAGGAACAUAACAUGUAUCGCAAGUCUGCUGCGCCCCACAACCGAGGCUGGUGCUGCCAGGGUGAGCUCGGCAAGUCUACUGUGCCCCACUACCAAGGCUGGUGCUACCAGCGCCAGUGGGAGCACGUCAAUGGUGACCUGGUCGAAACCAUCCCCAUAGAGGAAGACUUUAAACACAGAGAAAGCCCGGUGGGAGCUCGACACGGUUCGUCCCCCGCUCAACACCAUCAGUGAGUGGGAGCUCUGCCCGGCUCGUCCCUUGCUCAGCACUAUUAACAAGUGAGAUCUUGAUGUGGUUCGUCCCCUGCUCAGCACCACCAGCGAGUGGAAGGUGGAUGUGGUUCGUCCCCCGCUCAGCACCACCAGCGAGUGGGAGCUGGAUGUGGCUCGUCCACUGCUCAAUGCCACCACUGAAUGCGGUUCGUCCCCCACUCUGCACCGCCAAUGAAUGGGAGCUGUAUAUGGCUCGUCCACCGCUCAACACCAACCAGCGGAAGCUCGACGUGGCUCAUCUCCCGCCCAGCACCACCAAUGGAUCCGCCAUGGGUGCAGUCAUCCUUUGAAGGUAUCGGUGGAGACCUGUCAAAGGCCAGUGGUUGUAGAAAUACAAUCUCAAGCCUUAGACCACACAUACCAGUUGCAAGCAAAGUGAAGUCCCGACGUGGUGCUGCUGCUGCUGCUUCUUGUGCUUCUAUGGCCAAAACUGGGUGGCGACAGGACUACAACAGAGAUAGUGCAGAGAGCUGGGUGGAGCGGCAUGCGCCAACAACAACGAUGGAGCUGGCUGUGCACAAGAAGAAGGUGGAGGAGGUGGAAACAUGGCUAAGAGCUCAUGCCUUGCAGUAUAAUGCUCGCAAGGGCAGCAUCCUACUGAUCACGGGUCCAGCAGGUGCGGGCAAGACGGCCACACUCCAGGUUCUCUGCAAGCAACUGGGGAUCAUUAUCCAUGAGUGGAUUAACCCACUCGAGAUUGGGGGCAAUGGCUUUGGCAAGGAGACAUUUGGGUGGGAGAGGGAGCCUCGUGGCUUUGGCAGUGGUGUGCAGACACAGGUGGCUCUAUUCCGGGAGUUCCUGUUGAGAGCAAACCGAUAUCGUGCACUCUGCCUCAACGGGGGGGAAGCCAGUGUGGAGCCAGAAGCGCGGCUUAUCCUGCUGGAGGAUAUUCCAAACCAGUUUUACAGGGAGCCCUCUAGCCUGCAUGACGUACUCAGAAAGUUUUCUAUCUGUGGCCGGUGUCCACUGGUGCUGGUGGCGAGCGACUGCUCUGGGAGUGAGUACAGCCUCCGAACCCUACUCCCCCGUGGCAUUCAAGAGGAUCUAGGGGUUCAUGUUAUCAGCUUCAACCCAGUGUCUCCCACCAGCUUACUAAAAGUGCUGAUGCGUGUGGCCUCUGCAGAAACUGCCCAGGUAAGGGGGCGGCCAUGUGUGCUGAAUCAGACGGUUCUGCAAGACCUGUGUGCAUCAAGUGCAGGCGAUAUCCGUGGUGCUAUCAAUGCCCUGCAGUUUGCCUGGCAGUGUGCCAGCAUCAGGACUCAAGACACAUCUGACAGUACAAGCUCUGUAUUUCCGCGGAAGCUGUUGCGAGGAGGUGUUGGGUUUGGACCAGGGAGGCGCGGACGACGAGGUACAGAGUCCCCCACAAGUCCUGAGGAGUCAAGGACCGUCUUCGGGGGAAGGGAUGUGUCACUCUUCCUUUUCCAUGCGCUCGGGAAGAUUUUGCACUGCAAGCGUGAAAACGGCCCUAUCUCAGAAUCCCACGCUCUCCCCACUCACUUGACCCAUCAACAGAGAAACAUGUUGGCAGUUAAUCCUGAGGACGUGGUGGAGAGGAGCCAAAUGUCGCCCGAGCUCUUUACACUUUACCUACACCAGAACUACCUGGGAUUCCUGCACGAUGCUGAGGAUGUUAGUGCGGCUGCACAGCACCUGAGUGAUGCGGAUUGUCUCACAGCUGACUGGGCGGUUAGAGUUGAAAUGCGAGAUUAUGUGGCGGCAGUGGCCACGCGAGGGCUGCUUCACAGCCACGUGGGCAGAGCGCGGUCUGGUGUGGCUGGAGUCGGCUUCCGGCCUCUCCACAAACCAGAGUGGAUCUCUGUGCACAGGAAGGUCAAAUUGCUUUUUUGCAGGAUGUGGGGAGAUUCAUGCACAUUAAGCUGCCACACAGGCAAGAGGUGAUCACCAUUGCAGAGCAUGAUGGAGGCGGGAUUGACCCUGACAAUAACCCCACUGACCCCACCUCUGCUCUGCCAGCGCCUUCCAACCAAUCAGCUUACAGGGACCUUUCCGCUAGCCAACCCCAGCCAAUGG